Molecule: messenger RNA, 1686 nt
Organism: Anguilla anguilla (European eel)
Lineage: Eukaryota; Metazoa; Chordata; Actinopteri; Anguilliformes; Anguillidae
Gene: znf385b
Product: zinc finger protein 385B
Exons: 9
Coding region: 159-1679 (506 amino acids)
Cellular component (GO): nucleus
Molecular function (GO): zinc ion binding; nucleic acid binding
Source: RefSeq, a predicted model, not a curated record
GGCCUCGAGAUGAGCAUGCGUGGAUAGAUUCAAGGCUAAGCAGAAUGUAGCGCGUCAGUGUCAAACAGUCGGAGCGCGAGACGGAAGAGUUGCCAACCUGAGAAAGAAACUCCGUUUAGAAACUCUUCUUAGCUUCUUACUGAAUAUCACCUGGAGGUAUGAAGAGACCAUUGAGCCCGACGUGCCUCCUGGAAAACGGGCGGAUAUGCCUUCCCAUCAGCCCCUGCCUGGACCUGAAGGAGCCCGGCAGCGGUCGGGCGGACCUGCGGGUGCAGCUGGAGAAGAAGAGGCUGCUGUUCUCCCUGUGCGAGGUCUGCAACAUCCAGCUGAACUCAGCCGCCCAGGCCCAAGUCCACUACAACGGCAGGUCUCACCUGAAGAGGAUCAAGCAGCUCAACAACGGGGAGCUCCCCGCUGCCGGCCAGCCCAGCACCACCCUUGGUGGCGGCGGCUCAGGAAGUUCAUGCCAUAGCAACCCACUUCCAACUGCUGUGCAAACUCCAUCUCUGAUGAUGCAGUCCACGCUGGAUGUGAAACCUUUUAUGCCUUUUCCCGUGGAUGCUACGUCUCCGGUGGGACUCUUCCCCAAUUUCAAUACGAUGGACCCUGUGCAGAAAGCUGUGAUCAACCACACGUUUGGAGUCUCCAUCCCUCCAAAGAAAAAGCAAGUUAUCUCCUGCAACAUCUGCCAGCUCCGCUUCAAUUCAGAUAGCCAAGCCGAGGCGCACUACAAAGGGAGCAAACAUGCCAAGAAGCUGAAAUCACAGGAGUCCACCAAAAAUAAGCAGAAAAGUGCGCCUGCCAAGGACAGCGCAAAGACAAUCAGCACCUCCAGCGCGCUCACUGCCAGCACCUCUGACCAAACAGACAAGACUGCGGCGUCUCCGGACGCGCCUAAAGCCUGCACCCCUGCGAAAGCUUUCGUCCCCGCCUCCGUCGUGGCCCUCGCCGCCGCCGCCGCCGCCACCACCGCCGUCGUCCCCAGCCACUGCACGGCCCCGUCGGAGCCUCCGCUCGCCAGCCCGCCCGCCGAGGCCACGAAGAACGGACCAAAGCCAACAGCCGCACCCGCCCUUGAGCCGAGCGCAGAGUCGGAGGAGGAAAAGGCCAAGAAGCUGCUCUACUGCUCCCUAUGCAAAGUGGCUGUUAACUCUCUGUCACAGCUGGAGGCUCAUAAUACAGGUUCAAAGCACAAAACAAUGCUUGAGGCCAGAAAUGGAGCUGGUCCAAUUAAGGCCUACCCCAGACCUGGGUCCAAGCUCAAAGUCCAAGCCACAACGAUCAAGGGGUCGGGUUUACAGAACAAGACGUUCCACUGCGAAAUAUGCGAUGUCCACGUCAAUUCAGAAAUUCAGCUUAAACAGCAUAUUUCCAGUAGGAGGCACAAGGACAGAGUUGCUGGGAAACCCAUGAAGCCCAAAUACAGCCCAUAUAACAAGCAGCAGCGUAGCUCCACCGCACUGGCAGCCAAACUCGCAUUCCAGAAGGACCUGGUGAAGCCGUUGUCACCGCCGUUCCUUUCGAGCCCGUUCUCUCCGUCCACGAUGCCCUCCAUCUCUCUGCACUCGCGGCCCAGCGCCUCCCUCUUUCAGGCCUCGGCGCUGGCGCCCUCCUUCCUGCGCGCCGCUCCCGGGCCCAUCCGGGCCGCGGCAGGGUCCAUCCUCUUCGCGCCAUACUGACCCGUCC